Molecule: messenger RNA, 2967 nt
Organism: Bombina bombina (fire-bellied toad)
Lineage: Eukaryota; Metazoa; Chordata; Amphibia; Anura; Bombinatoridae
Gene: FIG4
Product: FIG4 phosphoinositide 5-phosphatase
Exons: 24
Coding region: 143-2863 (906 amino acids)
Biological process (GO): phosphatidylinositol dephosphorylation
Cellular component (GO): intracellular membrane-bounded organelle
Molecular function (GO): phosphatidylinositol-3,5-bisphosphate 5-phosphatase activity
Source: RefSeq, a predicted model, not a curated record
GUAAAAACACGUGAUUCUGCUCCUGAGUUUGUGGUGCUGUAUGGCUGUCAAAUAGGUUUGAAUUUCUGAUGUCAGUGUCGCGUGCAGCAGGCCUCAAUAAACCAUCCCCGUAACCCAGCAGCGGAACAGUAACAUCUCUACCAUGCUGCCGGCUGCACCCAUCAUAAGUGGUAUUCAGAAGCUUAUACUCUAUGAGACUCGAGCGAGGCAUUUUCUUGUUGGAAGUAAUCAUGCAGAAACAAAGUACCGUGUUUUGAAAAUUGAUCGGACUGAGCCAAAGGACCUGGUUAUUAUUGACGAUAAGCAUGUCUAUAAUCAACAAGAAGUGCGAGAGCUCCUUGGCCGACUUGAUCUUGGCAACAGGACAAAGAUGGGGCAGAAAGGUUCAUCAGGAUUGUCUCGAGCUGUUUCUGCUUUUGGGAUUGUAGGAUUUGUGCGUUUUUUAGAAGGAUAUUACAUUGUCCUCAUCACCAAGAGAAGAAAAAUGGCUGAUAUUGGUGGGCAUGCAAUCUAUAAAGUGGAAGAUACAACCAUGAUCUAUAUUCCUAAUGACUCAGUACGAGUUACCCAUCCAGAUGAAGCCAGGUAUUUAAGGAUAUUUCAAAAUGUGGACUUGUCAAGCAAUUUUUACUUCAGCUAUAGCUAUGACCUGAGUCAUUCUCUCCAGUAUAAUCUAACCAUUCUACGAGUACCUACUGAGACAUUUAAAACCGACACAACAACUCAACCACGUCAAGAAGGUUUUGAUAUUUUUGAAGAUGAAGGCUUAAGUAAUCAUGCAAAUGGUAUUUUUGGUAUAUGCAGUGAGCCUUACAUGAAGUAUGUAUGGAAUGGCGAGCUUCUAAAGUCUGUAAAGGAUAUAGUGCACCAUGAUUGGUUGCUGUACAUCAUCCAUGGCUUUUGUGGUCAAUCAAAACUGCUAAUUUACGGUAGAACGGUGUACGUGACACUAAUGGCCAGAAGAUCGAGCCGAUUUGCUGGAACACGCUUCCUAAAGAGAGGAGCAAAUUGUGAGGGAGAUGUGGCCAAUGAAGUGGAAACAGAACAAAUUGUGCAUGAUGCCUCUGUCAUGUCUUUCACUGCUGGAAGUUAUUCAUCGUAUGUACAAGUACGAGGCUCGGUUCCUUUAUACUGGUCCCAGGAUAUCUCAACAAUGAUGCCCAAGCCACCAAUUACACUGGACCAGGCAGAUCCAUUUGCAUAUGCUGCUGCUUUUCAUUUUGACCAAAUGCUUCAGAGAUUCGGGUCACCCAUUAUCAUUCUGAACCUUGUGAAGGAGCGGGAAAAGAGGAAGCACGAGAGGAUUCUGAGUGAUGAAUUAGUUUCUGCUGUAAGAUAUUUGAAUCAGUUUCUACCUCCAGAGCACUGUAUUCUUUAUAUCGCAUGGGAUAUGGCCAAAUAUACAAAAAGUAAACUGUGUAAUGUGCUAGACCGGCUGAAUAUCAUUGCUGAAAGCGUUGUGAAGAAAACAGGUUUCUUUGUUAAUCGACCAGACUCGUACUGCAGUGUCUUGCGUCCUGAUGAAAAGUGGAAUGAGCUGGGAGGAGUUGCUGGACCAUGUGGACGUUUACAGACCGGAGUUCUUCGAACAAACUGUGUUGACUGCUUAGAUCGAACCAAUACAGCGCAGUUCAUGGUUGGAAAGUGUGCUUUGGCCUAUCAGCUCUACUCUUUAGGAUUGAUUGACAAACCUAGUUUGCAGUUUGACACAGAUGCAGUUAGACUUUUUGAAGAAUUAUAUGAGGACCAUGGUGAUACGCUAUCUCUUCAAUAUGGCGGCUCCCAACUUGUCCAUAGAGUUAAAACUUACAGGAAGAUUGCACCAUGGACACAGCACUCUAAAGACAUCAUGCAGACCCUCUCUCGAUACUACAGUAAUGCCUUUUCAGAUGCUGACAGACAGGAUGCUAUCAAUCUAUUCUUGGGUGUUUUCCAGCCAAUGGAUGGCAAACCUCAUCUCUGGGAAUUGCCCACAGACUUUUAUUUGCAUCAUAAAAACACAAUGAAACUUUUUCGGACAAAGAAAAGUUAUACGUUUUGGUGGACACCAGACGUUUUGGAGCAUUUACCCCUUCCCCUUGAUGAAGUACCUUAUGCUGAAAACUUAAAGAAGAUGACAAUAAAAAAGUUUAACAGAAGUGACGAGGAGACAAAUAUCUACAAUGAGUUCUUUCGGCCUUAUGAGUUGAGCAGCUUUGAUGACACUUUUUGUCUGGCUAUGACAAAUUCUGCCAGAGACUUCAUGCCAAAAAAUGUUGGAAUAGAUCCAAGUCCAUUUACAGUGCGGAAGCCAGAGGAAACUGGAAAAUCAGUGCUUGGCAACAAGACAAACAGGGAAGAGACCCUAUUACAACGUAAAACAGCAGCAAGUGCACCUCCCCCUCCAAGCGAGGAAGCUGUAUCAAGCAGCUCUGAAGAUGACUCCGGGACUGAUAAAGAGGAGGAAGGGGCUGUUUCUCAGCGCUCAACCCCAAUAAAAAUUACAGAUGCUGGAGAUAAUCCCAAAACAUCAGAGAAUUUGGUUCAGUCAACAAAAGACAUGUAUGGAAUUAAUCUUUCAGAUGCACCUUCAGAAAGUGACCUGCACAUAUACACAAAAUUUGUACAUUUGGGUCUCUGUCAGCAUAGGCAAGACAAGAGAAUAUCGCGGAUGAGCACAAAGCCUUGGGAUACAAUCACAAAACUGAGCUGUAUUUCUUCAUUUUCCCAAGAUAACAUAUAUGAGGUUCUUCCUCCCAUGGUAGACAGGAAGUCAAUAGAGAUAUUUGAUGCUCAUAUCCAAGCUGGAAGAGGUAUUAUGCAGCCCCUGGGUAAAGAAGACAUGUUCACGUACAGAGAGUACAUCAAAAAUCGCUACAUGUAAACAGAAAUAGCCAAUGAAAUAUGAGCGGCUAAAAGGAUUAGCGGUGAAUGGCAAAUAGCUGGAUUUAGAAUGGUGCCCAAUAAAGUGAUUCAUUCUUGCUGGAA